Messenger RNA from Carassius carassius (crucian carp), 1845 nucleotides. It is a transcript of the gene lsm14ab, whose product is annotated as LSM14A mRNA processing body assembly factor b. The record is from RefSeq and is a predicted model, not a curated record. Gene Ontology annotation, cellular component: P-body. The coding region runs from base 212 to 1648 and encodes 478 amino acids. Gene Ontology annotation, biological process: cytoplasmic stress granule assembly; P-body assembly. Gene Ontology annotation, molecular function: mRNA binding. NCBI's taxonomy places the organism in Eukaryota, Metazoa, Chordata, Actinopteri, Cypriniformes, Cyprinidae. The transcript has 11 exons.
AUACCACCGUGAGGGAGCGUCGGGGACGCGUUUCCCAGCAUGCAUCUCGGUUCAGUUCGGAGGAAAAUGAAUUCGGCCAUGUCGUGUUAAAUCUCAAGCUGAAACAAAACGAUAUCGAUUUAGCGAAAAGCAGCUUUAAGUCCGAUAAAACCGCACGCGCAGAAGAUCAAAGGAGUCGAGCAGCCGCGCAGGAGUGACUUCGAGCGGAAAGAUGAGCGGAGGGACGCCUUACAUCGGCAGCAAGAUCAGUCUGAUCUCAAAGGCCGAGAUCCGAUAUGAAGGAGUCUUAUACACGAUCGACACUGAGAACAGCACUGUGGCUCUGGCUAAAGUGAAGUCCUUUGGCACUGAGGACCGUCCCACGGACCGACCGAUCCCUCCUCGAGAGGAUGUCUUUGAGUACAUCAUAUUCAGAGGAAGUGACAUCAAAGAUCUGACGGUGUGCGAGCCGCCCAAACCCACCUGCAACCUUCCUCAGGAUCCCGCCAUUGUGCAGUCUUCUCUGGCAUCCAGCGCUGGCCCCACGGCUCCUUCCUUCCAGUCGUACGCCCCGUUCAGUCGGGCCCCAUACAGCCAGUUUAGCUCCAGUCCAAUGGUCCCCCAGCCGUUGGGAGCGGGGGUCACCGCUGGAAGCAGCUCAGGUCCUGCGUUCGGUAGCGAGGCGAGCACUAACGCCCCUCUGUCCCAAAGCUCUGCUCUUCCCCCGCGCUCUCGCUCGCUGAGUGCUACCAAACCCGAAGGUCGUUCGAGCCCAUCUCUGGAGCCUUUGAGGAAGACCCCGACCCUGGAGCAUGCGGUCCAGACGGCCCCAGUCGCCCCGUCUGCAGCUGCAUCCAGUACAGCGAGUCAGAGGAGCUCUGGAGUGAGCCGACCCGCUUUCAACACCCAGAAAUCUGCUGAAAACCAGGAACAAAAAGCUACAGCGUCUGAUGUUCAGAGGGUUCCUCGGCCAGAAUCAGACUCAAACAGGCCUGAUAACAAACGGCAUUCUGGUGGUGGCGCUCCUCCAGUGAGAAAGGGGCGGGGAAGUGGUGGCGGAGGAGGCGGUCAACAUGGGCGGGGCAGGUUUAAUGGGCGUAGAGAUGGACCAAUGAAAUUUGAGAAAGACUUUGACUUUGAGAGUGCCAAUGCACAGUUCAAUAAGGAAGAGAUCGACCGCGAGUUCCAAAACAAACUCAAGAUUAAAGAUGAGAAGAGUGAGAAACCGGAGAAGACUCUGAACGGGGAGGAGAAGACGGAUUCAGGCGUGGAGACCCAGAACAGUGAAAGCAACGCUGAUGAGGAGGAUCCUCUGGGACCCAACUGUUACUAUGACAAAUCCAAGUCCUUCUUCGACAACAUCUCAUGUGACGACUCCAGAAAGGAGAAAUCUGGAGGUGCUUUUGGAAGGGAGCGGAGGCAGACCUGGGCUGAGGAGAGGAGGAUGAACGCCGAGACGUUCGGUAUUCCGCUGCGUUACAAUCGUGGACGUGGUGGUUUCCGCGGGAGAGGUGGCGGCAUGGGCUUCCGCGGGGGUCGCGGGCGAGCGGCUAGCAGGGGCUCGUUCAUGCCCUCCCGCGGCGGCGGAUUCAGAGGCGGGUUUAGAGGCGGCAGAGGAGGACGAGAGUUCUCUGACUUUGAGUACAGGGAGAAUAAAGUGGCAGCGUAGUCCAACCUAAAAGACCAGAUCAUCCCAACAGCCAAGAAUCUCCGAUCAUCACGUCUAGAUUAACGCUUUGGUUUCGACUCCUGACUAACGGGAACUGCCUCUCUCUGUUUAACACCAGCACAGGCCUCGCCUGCCUUCAGCUGGACACACAGCUUUGAGUUCAUGUCCUCUUUUCUUCCUUUUCUAGAAAAAGACAU